Molecule: messenger RNA, 3483 nt
Organism: Durusdinium trenchii
Lineage: Eukaryota; Dinophyceae; Suessiales; Symbiodiniaceae
Source: the annotation of a GenBank genome assembly
AUGAAUUCGAAUAAGCCGAUCUCACCGAAUGUCAGAUUUCUGAAGAAUGCCCAGGUUCCACCGAAUGUCAAAGUCCCUCCGAACCAGUUCAAGACUGAGAAUGCCCAUGGCAUGAAGGUUGGAGAAGCAUUUGAUUCCUUCUCAGCGGACGGACUACAACCUGGUGAACUUGAAGGUGAAGAUCGCACCAUGACUCCAUUCCCACGAAAGGAGUUCGCUUUCGUGACGGAAGCUAUGAAUGAGCUGGUUGAAGAAGGCGAUAUGAUCUUCAAAGCUCAUGGCGGAAUCACGUCCCUGGCGCAAUGGGACGUCAUGGAAUUGUGUUGUGACCCCACCAGCUUGUUGAUCGAGGAAGUUAUCAGGCAAGGUGGUCGAGCAGGGCGUGCUGGAUUACACAACCAAUGUGACCUGACCAAGCCUGAGGGAGUUGAGCGAACCUUGGCACUACUUCGCCAACAUCGACCACGUUGGAUUUGGGUCAGCUUUCCUUGUGGCCCUACCUCGGCAGUUCAAGCUCUCAAUGAACGCACCCCUGAAGGAAAAGUCAAGAGUGCCUACCGGAAAAGGCAUGCGAGAAAAGUUCUUCGAGGUGGACUACGAGUUCUACAAGAACACCUCUCCAUGGAUGGCGAGAUCGCCUGGGAAUGGCCGAGAUUCAAUAAGGCAUGGCAACUUCCUGAAGUGGUUGCAUUUUGGGAAGCUCUUCAGCAAUGUGACCGUGCUCACGAAGUGCUUGGCGAUGGCUGUAUGUUUGGCCUCACGUCUCCAGAUGGCCCUGUGAAGAAGCCAUGGAGGUUUAUGACCACAAGAGCACGAGCUUUGGCUGGUUUGGCAAGACUUUGUGAUGGUUCGCACCACCACGUCCCUUGCCUUGGACAACGUGCUCGGGCCUCCGCCUACUACACCAAGCAGUUGUGCCACAUUGCGGUCAAAGGCAUGCUGGAACCCUCCGAGCUCAUUGGAGGGAUUGUUGAAGUUGAGCCUGAUCCCCAGGUGUUGGAGAAGCUCACACCUCAGGAACUACAACAUCUCAUGGAGACAGUGCGCAAGCUUCAUCGUCUCUGCGGCCAUCCAAACAAUCGUGCCUUGCUGAAGCUCCUACGUGCAAGAGGAGCCAGUGAAGAACUUAAAGCCGCAGCUCUACAGUUGGCUUGCCCUGAAUGUCAAGAGAGCAGAACGGCAACGCCUGCCACCAAGGUGUCUUUAGAGCGAGAGGAUACCAUUUGGAAGACACUUCAGAUGGACGCCUUCUACUUCAGGCAUGCUAAGCAGGUGCAUCACUUCCUCCUCCUGCUCGAUGAGGCUAGCUCCUUUGCCGUGGUGAGAGAGAUCAAGGUUCACCACGAAGAUGAAUCUGAGAACAUCUCAACCCCAGAGGUCAUCACUGCUCUGGAGGAAUCUUGGUGUCAAAUCUUCGGCUACCCGGCACGCAUUAGAUGUGAUGCUGAAGGGGCAUUUCGCGGCACAGCUCUCGCAAUGUGGUGCUCCGAGCGUGGCAUUGAGAUGACUCAUGUUCCGGCUGAACAUCAUGCCGCCACGGGAGCUGUUGAGAAAGCCAUUGGAGAGCUUCGCUGGAAGAUGGAAACCUUUCUCCGGAACGAGCCCAUUGAACCUCGACGCGCCGCAAGUGCAAUGGUCCAAGCUCACAACCAUGUGAUUCGCGUGGGUGGUUUUGCUCCUGCGCAAUGGGCAUUUGGGCGAUCGGAGAGCGUGUCAGUGAAUCCUGCAGAGGCAUGCUCCGAAGGAACACCUGGACACGCUAUGGCUGAAAGUCUGAGGCUCCGAAUUGAAGCAGAACAUCUUCACAACAAGCUCAGUGCUGAUGCUCGCAUUUCGCGAGCGAAGAACAGCCGCUCCAAGCCUGCCCGACAGUUCUUGCCUGGAAAUGUUGUCUACUACCAGCGCCAUAAGGUUCCUCGACGUGCUCCUGCCAACGAGGAUGUGGACAUGCCCCGCAUGCGGAUUGCUCGCUGGUAUGGGCCUGCUAGAGUCUUGGCCUGUGAGACAAGGGUGGACAGUUCCAGCACUUCUCGAAUGCCCUCAAGCGUUAUUUGGUUGGUAAGCUGUGGACGCUUGCUUAAGGCUCACAUCGACCAGAUUCGGCAUGGCAGUGAACGAGAAUUGCUGAUUGCCAACUCCUCUGGCACGAUGGCCAUGCCAUGGACCUUUACAAUGAUGAGCACUUCACUCCAUAAGGGCGCCUUUGAGGACCUCACAACUUCGAAGGCUGAGCGAUUUGAAGCCAAAAGGAGACAAACCUUUCGCCCAUCUCACCAAGAUGGCAAGAGGCUGAAAACUGUAAGAGAAGAGGAAGAUCCUGAUGAUCUUGCCAGCUCCUCGUCUGAAGAACUUCUUCCUGACUCGGAGGUGCACAUGGAUCCAACUUUGAAAGAAGGAAUGCACCCCGACGAUUCAGAUGAGCUGGACAUCGAUCGCUUGCUGAACGACCCCUCCUACAUGCCACUUCAUCCUAUCGAACCUCCUGACGCUCCCAUGGAAGAAAGCAGAGAUUCUGCCGGAAAGAGCUUCCAGCAUCAGAGGAAGCGACAUGAGAUGGAGGAUAGACCACACCAUGCCAAGUUCCCGAAGAAGUACCAGGACCCUGACCUAAUUGGCUGGUGCUCCAACAUGGAGAAUGACUUCAUCCUGUCGGUGACCAUCGACGCACCGGCCAAUGAAGAUGAGUGGAGGCAGAUCUUGAAAGGGCCAAAGAAAUUUACCUCCAAGGCAGUCAAGAAGGGAGUGUUUGCGCUCCCUGUGAAGGAGCUUGGUGACAAGAUGAACUGUGGCCCCAAGGACACCGUCCGCCUUCUGCGAGCUGCCUACGGCCUUGUUUCAGCACCCCGUGAGUGGUACCGUGAUGUCGACAAGAUUGCGACGACCACUUGUGGCAUGCAUCGACUGGUAUGCGAGCCAUGCCUGUGGGUGUGCAAAGAUGAACAUGGCAAAGUCCAGGGCGCCGUUGCCAGUCACGUUGACGACUUCAUUGUCGCCGGCAACGAAGACAAUGCUUUGUGGCAUGAAACGCUGCAAAAGUUUCAUCAAGCUUUGAACUGGAGUCCCUGGGAACCAGAUCCCUAUCUGCAUUGUGGAGUGGAGAUCCAUCAACAGAGCAACUACAGUUUCCACCUGGACCACUCCCAGUAUGCCUCCCAGAUCAAGCAGAUUGACUUGGACAAGUCCACCACUGAGGCCGAGCCGAAGCUGGAUGGUAAGAAUGUCGUCUUCGGACGCGUCAUCGAAGGGAUUGACAAGCUCUCCAAGGCGAUCAUCUCGGAUUGCGGCGAGUUGGAGUCCGAAGCCUUGAGAACGAGAAAGCGAAAGCUGGACGAGGAGAGCACUUGUCGUAUUCUGCAGCCGCGGGGCCCGAGCUUUCGUGUGGCGCCGCCUUUGAAGAGGCGCAGCCGCAGCAAUGGCCUCACCAGUGGCCUCAUUGAAGCAGCCGCUCCUACCGAGGCGCCAUCUCUCAUCUCUCAGGUCUAA